Aspergillus neoniger CBS 115656 is the source of this 1236-nucleotide messenger RNA. RefSeq names its product alanine racemase domain-containing protein. Gene Ontology annotation, biological process: D-serine catabolic process. The record is from RefSeq and is a predicted model, not a curated record. Gene Ontology annotation, molecular function: D-serine ammonia-lyase activity. The transcript is spliced from 4 exons. The coding region runs from base 1 to 1236 and encodes 411 amino acids. NCBI's taxonomy places the organism in Eukaryota, Fungi, Ascomycota, Eurotiomycetes, Eurotiales, Aspergillaceae.
AUGGACUUCUCCCUCCAAUCCCACACAUCCUUCAUCGGCCGUCCAGCCAGCGACCUCCCAACCCCAUCUCUAGUCCUCAGCAAACCCGUGCUGGAGAGAAACAUCAACCGACUACAACAAGACGUACAAGAGCUGGGACUAUCAUUCCGUCCCCAUACCCUCGAAAUAACCCGCCUCAUGCUCUCCAACGGCCUCCACCGCGGCCUCAUCGUCUCCACCCUCAGCGAACUCCGCGGCGUACUCCCAUUAGCAGAGGAGGGAAUUCUCAACGAGGCCCUCUACGGCCUCCCAAUCUACCCCUCCGCCCUACCCCACCUCCACUCCAUGCGCAAAUCCCACCCAAAUCUCAACAUCCUCCUACUAAUCGACUCACCCCAACACAUCCCUAUCAUCGAAUCAUUCAACAACUCCAUCUCAGAUGGUAUCCCUCCCUGGCCGGUCUUCAUCAAGCUAGACGUCGGAUCGCGCCGCGCAGGCGUAGACGUAUACUCCCCUGACUCCGGGCCCGAACUAGAAGAGCUAGUGCACGCUGUGGAGCAGAGUAGCGCGGUAGAAUUGUACGGGUUCUACUGCCACGCGGGACAUUCGUAUUCUGCGAAGGGGGAGGAAGAGGCGGGGAGGGCGUUGGGGAGUGAAGUUUCGGGUGUGUUGCGGGGUGUCAAGCUGAUUAAGAACCGUGGUGGGAAGAAGAGAAGGAUUGUGCUUUCGAUUGGAUCAACGCCUACAGCGCAUGUUGUUCGUCAGGUUAAACAGUUCCUGACUGAGGAGGGGAAUGCGAAUGAUGAUGUGGAUGUCGAUGUGGAAGUUCAUGCUGGAAACUACCCAACAAACGACCUCCAACAACUCAGCACCGAUCUAAUCACCCCCGCAGAUCUGGCUGUCCGCGUAUCGGCCGAAGUAUGCAGCGUGUAUCCGCGUCGCAACGAGGCGCUGAUCAAUGCCGGGACGGUGGCGCUGUCGAAGGAGACGAGCGCGGUGCCGGGGUUUGGGAGGGUAGUUGAGAGGCCUGAGUGGGGGGUGGUGAGGAUGUCGCAGGAGCAUGGGAUUUUGGGGUUAUUGUCUGGAGGAGCGGGGGAUGGGGAAGGGAAGAAAGUGGAGGAUGUGUUUCACGUCGGACAGAAGGUCAUGCUGCAUUGUCAGCAUGCGUGUAUUACUGCGGCGCAGCAUUUCGUGUAUUAUGUAGUGGAUGGGGAGGAUGUGGUUAGGGAGACGUGGGUUCCUUGGAAGGGGUGGUAG